Molecule: messenger RNA, 1730 nt
Organism: Jaculus jaculus (lesser Egyptian jerboa)
Lineage: Eukaryota; Metazoa; Chordata; Mammalia; Rodentia; Dipodidae
Gene: Rpia
Product: ribose 5-phosphate isomerase A
Exons: 9
Coding region: 1-936 (311 amino acids)
Biological process (GO): D-ribose metabolic process; pentose-phosphate shunt, non-oxidative branch
Cellular component (GO): intracellular membrane-bounded organelle
Molecular function (GO): ribose-5-phosphate isomerase activity
Source: RefSeq, a predicted model, not a curated record
AUGCAGCGCCCCGGCCCCUUCAGCACCCUCUACGGGCGGGUCUUGGCCCCGCUGCCCGGGCGGGCCGGGGGCGCGGCCUCGGGCGGAGGCGGGAACAGCUGGGGCCUCCCGGGCUCCCACGUGCAGCUGCCGGGGCGUGCACAGUCCGGGACCCGCGGCGGCACCCGCAGCUCCGGCACCAACGGCCCGGGCUCCAGCGGCGCCUGCCCGGCCCCCUCCACGAUGUCCAAGGCCGAGGAGGCCAAGAAGCUGGCGGGUCGCGCGGCGGUGGAGAACCACGUGAAGGACAACCAAGUGCUUGGAAUUGGAAGUGGUUCUACAAUUGUCCAUGCUGUGCAGCGAAUAGCUGAGAGAGUGAAACAAGAGAAUCUGAACCUCGUCUGUAUCCCCACUUCCUUCCAGGCGAGGCAGCUCAUCCUGCAGUAUGGCUUAACCCUCAGUGACCUGGAUCGACACCCAGAGAUUGACCUCGCCAUCGACGGUGCUGAUGAAGUGGAUGCUGAGCUCAAUCUCAUCAAGGGCGGUGGGGGCUGCCUGACCCAGGAGAAGAUUGUGGCUGGCUAUGCCAGUCGCUUCAUUGUGAUUGCUGAUUUCAGGAAAGAUUCCAAGAAUCUUGGGGAUCAGUGGCACAAGGGAAUCCCUAUUGAGGUGAUCCCAAUGGCCUAUGUCCCAGUCAGCCGAGCUGUGACCCGAAAGUUUGGAGGCGAGGUUGAACUUCGAAUGGCUGUCAGCAAGGCUGGUCCUGUGGUGACAGAUAAUGGGAAUUUUAUCCUGGACUGGAAGUUUGACCGGAUACACAAAUGGAGUGAAGUAAAUACAGCUAUCAAAAUGAUCCCAGGUGUGGUGGACACGGGCCUGUUCAUCAACAUGGCAGAGAGAGUCUACUUUGGGAUGCAGGAUGGCUCUGUGAACGUGAGGGAGAAGCCUUUCUGUUGACCCUGUGAGGAGCUGGGUGCUCAUGGAGUCCCCCUGCCACAGCCACGGUGGACACACCUCUCCUGGAGCCUUUGCCUUAAUGUACCUUGCCAGGGUGAUCAGCUGGCCGUGCGUGUGGGGGUGGUUGAACCUCAUCCUCCAAAGUUACGUGUCUUUUUAACAAGAGAAAUUUAAACAUAUAUAUUUUUACUAUAAAAAUAUUCAGUUUUUUUAUAAAGUAGAACUUGAUUUCCUAUUUUAUAUGAAACAUCAAAAAAAUAAGUAAACAGAGGGUCAAGACUGUCUUUGAAACCUUUUACUGUGAGUUUGUUGGUCAAACCUCUGAAAUACUGGAUUUGCUAAGAAAUAAAAAUUACAACCUUUCUUUCAGCUGGUGCAGUGAAGGGCCAGCCAGCGUCAUCUUCUGAUGCCUUAAAGGAAACUUGGUUUACUUUUCUGUCACACUGUUUUGUUUUUAGGUAAUUUUCAUUAUUAUUACGCACAAUACCUAGUUACUUUUCACGAUCAGGUUUACAAAAGUCUGUGAGUGAGCAGUGUGGUUUGGGUGUAAACUAUCAGGUGAAACUAUCAGGGUAACUGUUGGAUGCUGUUGUUGGAAGCAACUGGCCAGAAAUACUUGCUGGUCCUGCCAAAGCACUGCCAUGAAAUGUGAAGCACUUAUUUUUUUUAAAUGAUCUUCUUUCUGUUAAUAUAUUUUUUCUGUUGCUUUAAUAUUACUUGCAUGACUUGACAUCAGAAGUUGUCACUUCUCUGUUGUUUGAAGGAUGAAAUAAAAUACUGUUGUGCCAUUUUGA